Molecule: messenger RNA, 1821 nt
Organism: Closterium sp. Yama58-4
Lineage: Eukaryota; Viridiplantae; Streptophyta; Zygnematophyceae; Desmidiales; Closteriaceae
Source: the annotation of a GenBank genome assembly
AUGGGCCGAACUUCGGGCGCUCGCGUAACGGCGGCCCACGCGGCCCCCCAGGUGGACAGCGCAGCCGAUAUCAGUGCGGGCCCAGUGGAACCCCUACACGCGAGUAAGACACCUGUUGGCGAGAACGCAGAAGAAGUUACAGAGGUUGCGGGAGAUUCUUUCGCGGGAGCCAACAGGGAGGUCUGUGUUGCAGAAAAAAGAAAAGAAGUUUCCUCGGGAACCGUGGGAAAGGCCCUUGCCGCCGACUCCGCGGACAAGGCCAGUCCACCCCGCGUACAGGAAUUGACAAGGGAGGUUGCCGGGUGGCCCGGUGGCAGUGAUGAUGUUGGAAAGGGGCCACGCAAGAGCGGCAACCGAUAUUUCAAGGAGCUGUCUGUUUUUCCUCACCUCACGCUUGUGCACAAGGCAAUGCGUCUCGAGGCCGACUCCUUAGAGCGCGGGAUGUUAACCAUGAACCGCAUCGAAGCCCGCCUCGACGAAUCGGAUAAGCGCGGGCGCGCUGAUGUUGCUGACGCGGUCCAGGAGAUCCGUGUGGAGAGGGCGAAUGCUACGUCGCAAAGGGAGACGGCAGAGCGCACACUUGCACGUGUUGAAGGGACUGUGGUGGAUCUGAAAACCCUAGUGACUUCCGCGAUCAACGGUGUCGCUGAGCGGACCCGCACGGAGGUUUGGCGCAAGCUUGUCGGCCUCGAAGACUCUGUGGCGCGGGCGGCGGAGCGUGGUGCGAGCGCGGGAGCUAUGAUCCUGAGGGCAAUGAUGGGGAACAUCGGGGGUAACGAUGGGCCGACUACCGACCCCGUGCAUUCCGCGGAUCGGGAUCCCAAAGUGGGAGCUGGUGCAGCGGGUGACGUGAGCCUGCCGCUGAUGCUUGCGGGCGGUGGUGAGCCAGUGCGUCAUGACAAACGCUCUGUUCCGCACGUUGCCGAAGGCGAGGCUUCCAACCGCGCGAAGAAAGCGAAGAGUGCUGGUGGUAUCACCAGUGCUGGCCCGAAAGAGGCCGCUCCUGAGGUGGCUGCUACGAAGGACGCUGUUGUUGCUUCUGGCAGGCCGGCGACUGCAGCGGCUGGCACGAAAGAGGACGCGGAAGAAUCUGUUGGCGACGAGGAGGCCGAGGCGAGGGAAGCGCGGAGUAAUUAUCUGGCGGCGCGGGCUGCGGCGAAAGGUGCUGUUCGUGGGGCUGAGGGAAGGGACUCUAAAAGUGCCGAGAUCAAACAGACGCCGAUGGUCGGUGUUCAUUUCACUCCGGGCCAAAAGAAACCCUUCUCGGUUGAGCUUCAUCAUGGAGGCGAGCGCUUCUAUCUCGGCUCGUUUUCGCAUGCUGGGCCCGCGCGCUAUCUGUCAGCGGUGGCACAGACCGUGUGGCACGACCGCGUGCAGAGUUCUGAGUUGGUGCUCACGGACAAGGAGGAGGAGGAAUGGACAUCCGAUCUCGAUCUCGCCCGAAAGAUGACCGCGGGACUUUACGCAAUCAUUUUUUCAGGAAACUUGCCGCUAAUCACAAGAGAAACGUCGCCCUUCCGCGGCUGUUUUCGCCGUUCUAUUCAACCGUGGGUCGUAACACUCUUAAGUGAAUGUUCGCGCAGGAUGUUGAACAUUUUCAAGACAAGUCGCGGAUUCUUGGACUCGAAGGUGAAGCCCACGGUCGAGUCCGUGAUGUGUGCUGCUAUUGGCCUUGAAGCCGCGGAUGACGAAACGGCGGUGAAAGGGAAAGCACAGAAGGCGCUAUAUGCGGGCGCGUUGGCGUUCGUGGUUAUGGCAGUGGAUUUAGGGUAUUGUGCUGCGGAGUUUCUUUUUCGGGUUAAUUGUUGCUGCUUAUGCUAG